UGCUCUUCCACUCUCUCUCCCUCCAUCUCUCCAAGUGCUGGCGGAAUACCGAGCUCAGACAAAGAAAGCUCAGGAGAACAGAGGAGAGAAGUGAAAAGAGGGACAGAAAAAAAAAGCAUUUAAAGAGAAAAAGGGAAAGACGGGUGCAGAUCUGCGGUGUGUGAGGAGACAGAGAGAGGGAGAGAGAAAGACAGUGUCGCCAUUUCAAAAAUGAGUUUUGAGGAACAGCUUUGAGGGACACACAGUGGACAAUUCUGCCUAAUCGCACCACACAGGAGGCGCUUCCAGAAAACACACCUGUCCCACCAUCAACCACUGCAUUCAGAUGGAGGUGGAUGCGGCAGAGAAGCGUCAUCGAACACGAUCUAAAGUUGCCGUCGAGGCUGCACAGGAGCUAUUCAGCUGUCCCACACCUGGCUGUGAUGGUAGUGGACAUGUCAGCGGCAAAUACGCCAGACACAGGAGUGUGUAUGGAUGCCCUUUGGCUAAGAAAAGGAAAACCCAAGAGAAACCUCUGCAGGAACCUGCAUCCAAACGCCGUCCGUUUCUAACUAUGGCUGAUGGAGAACACGCUAUGUAUGAAAACUAUGAAGCAGAGGCCAUGGAGGAGGGAGAAGAGAGGGAACAGGAGGAGAUAGAGGAAGUGGAGGAAGACGAGGAGGAAGGAGAUGAUGAGGAAGAAGAGUGCUCGGAUGACAAUGAGGAACUGGGAGAGGAGGAUGAAGAAGAAGAAGGAGAGGAUGACGGAGAGGUGGAAAGAGAGGAUGUUGAGGAGAUCGAGCAAAUGGAGGAAGAGGUAGAAGAGGACGAGGAAGUGGUGGAGGAGGAUGGGGAUGAUGAGGAGCAGGAGGACGAUGAAGAUGAUGAUGAUGAUGAUGAGCACGAUGAAGAGGAAUACUAUGAAAAUAUGAGUCAUCAGCAAGACGACAAUUAUUGUAGUGGACAAUCAAAAUCCAAUCAUAUGAUUGAGAAGGACAAUAACAACAACAACAACAACAUGAACAAUGAGGAGUAUGAGAAUUAUGACGAGCUGGUGGCCAAGUCUCUCCUCAACCUGGGUAAAAUCGCAGAGGACGCUGCCUACCAGGCCAUGACCGAGUCGGAAAUGAACAGCAGCUCCUCCAACAGCGCAGGAGAAGACGAUGAUGAAGACGAAGAUGACGGAAGCGAACAAGGAGGCCACAAAGGAGAAUUGAGUGUCGACUUGGAUAGUGAUGUGGUUCGAGAAACGGUGGACUCCCUGAAGCUUCUUGCCCAGGGUCAUGGAGCCGUGCUGCCUGAUGAGGGAUACACGGACGCCGGGUCUGGAGAUACUUGCCAAGCUAAUGGACGUGGCCAGGCGGAUGAGAGCGAAGAGGAAGUGUGCCUCAGUAGCUUGGAGUGUCUGCGUAAUCAGUGUUUCGAUUUGGCUCGAAAACUCAGCGAGACCCAACCGUCAGAACGGCCCUUGAUGGAGCACCACAUGCAGCAUCAUUCCGAGCAGCAGCAGCCGCAACAUUUGCAUCCACAUCCGCAUCCGCAUCACCCUCCAAUGCCCCGCUACGACAGCUGCCAGAUGGACCAACACAGACCCCUCGAGCGGAACUACUCAGACAUGGUGAAUCUGAUGAAACUAGAGGAGCAGCUCAGUCCCGCUUCCAGAGGCUACCCAUCUAGCUGCGCCCAGGACGGGGAUGAGGACACUACCUCGGUGGCCUCCGAUCGCUCAGAUGAAGCUUUCGACAUGACUAAAGGCAACCUGUCGCUGCUGGAAAAGGCCAUUGCUCUGGAAUCGGAGCGUGCCAAGGUUAUGCGAGACAGAAUGGCAUCAGAACAGAUGGUGGCUCGGAGGGACAAUCAGCGCCUUCAUGGAGAGCACAGCCCAAGGCAGAGCAGCAGUGCAGAAGAACGCAAGGCCCGACUCCAUCAUGAUGGCGCAAAAAGAGCUUACUACCCUAAAGACUCAAGGGGAGAGAAAAAGGAAAGCAAGUGUCCAACCCCGGGUUGUGAUGGCACAGGCCACGUCACCGGACUUUAUCCUCACCAUCGAAGCUUGUCCGGCUGCCCCCACAAAGACCGAGUGCCACCAGAAAUUCUUGCAAUGUAUGAGAAUGUUCUAAAGUGCCCCACGCCUGGCUGCUCGGGACGCGGCCAUGUAAAUAGCAACAGGAACUCGCACCGCAGUCUCUCGGGAUGUCCCAUAGCUGCCGCUGAGAAGAUGGCAAAGGUUCAGGAGAAACAUCACUCCUGCGAAGGCCCCAAGUCCAACCAGGCGUCAGACCGCGUCUUGAGGCCUAUGUGCUUCGUGAAACAGCUGGAGAUCCCAGAGUAUGGGUACAAAAACAAUGUUCCAACCAGCACUCCGCGAUCCAACCUGGCCAAAGAGCUGGAGAAAUACUCCAAGGCCAGCUUUGACUACAGCAACACUUAUGAAAACCAGCCUCAUGCUUACGGCAAGAGGUCCCUCAUCCCGAAGAGCCACGGCCGAGACACUUCACCCAAAGGAUAUGAUGCGAAGCGCUACUGUAAGACCUCGAGUCCGGCCAGCAGCACCACGAGCAGCUACGCUCCCAGCAGCAGCAGCAGCCUGAGCUGUGGAGGAGGAGGAGGGGGAGGAGGAGGAGGGGGAGGAGGAAGCAGCGCCAGCAGCACCUGCAGCAAGAGCAGCUUCGACUACACGCACGACAUGGAAGCCGCCCACAUGGCCGCCACCGCCAUCCUCAACCUGUCCACGCGCUGCAGAGAGAUGCCCCAGAGCCUCGCCGGGAAGGGCCCCGAGCUCCUGGCACAGAGUCCUGAUGACAGAGACGGAGAUGAUAGCAGAGCUCUGGAUGUGGGCCGGGUCGGAGGGAUGGGGGAGGGCAGUGGGGGCACAGUCCUGACCCCACUGCAGCCCAUGUCGCCCCAGCGGCAGGCCCUACUCAACAGCCACUGCUACCAGAUGAGCACGGCGGACUGCUGGGACCUGCCUGUGGACUACACCAAGAUCAAACGACUGGACGAUGACCAGAAGGAGGAUGACCUGGACCCCUUUCAGGAUCUAUUAGAGGAUCAGCAGUAUUCAGGAGAAGUGUCUCUUCCCAGCCCCAAACACAAAUAUGCUCCCUGCAAGGAGAGCAAGAAGGAGCUCCUCACGCUAUCAAGUUGCCAACUGGCUGACAAGGGCAUGCGUGGCAUGAUGACAUCCAACUCCCAGGAUCUGAAGUGUCCCACUCCCGGCUGUGAUGGCUCUGGGCACAUCACUGGCAACUACGCCUCGCACAGAAGUCUGUCAGGUUGUCCCCGGGCAAAGAAGAGUGGCAUUAAAAUAAUGCACAGUAAGGAGGACAAGGAUGACCAGGAGCCAAUCAGGUGUCCAGUGCCAGGCUGUGAUGGCCAGGGUCAUGUGACAGGGAAGUAUGCCUCCCACCGCAGUGCAUCCGGCUGCCCGCUGGCCGCCAAGCGUCAGAAAGACGGUUAUGUGAACGGAGCGCCUUUCUCCUGGAAGUCGGGCAAGACAGACGGCAUGACCUGCCCCACUCCAGGGUGCGACGGCUCAGGCCACGUCAGCGGAAGCUUCCUCACCCACCGGAGUCUAUCCGGCUGUCCCCGUGCCACAUCUGCUAUGAAGAAAGCCAGAAUGACUGGAGUUGAAAUGCUCACAAUCAAACAGAGAGCAAGUAAAGGCAUCGAAAAUGAUGAGGAGAUUAAACAACUGGAUGAAGAAAUCAAAGACCUGAAUGAAUCAAACAAUCAAGUAGAGUCAGACAUGAUCAAAUUAAGGACUCAAAUCACAACCAUGGAGACUAACCUGAAAUCCAUCGAAGAGGAAAACAAGGCCAUCGAGCAGCAGAAUGACUCACUUCUGCAUGAGCUCGCCAACCUCAGCCAGUCCCUCAUCAACAGCCUUGCCAACAUCCAGCUUCCUCACAUGAAACCGAUGCCACUGAAAGAGGCCCCUGUUAAAAAUUACUGCUGUUUACAGAUGCCCCACAGAGAGCCGAUGAACGAGCAAAACUUUGACACUUAUGUGAGCACUUUGACAGAUAUGUACACUCACCAGGACCAGUACCAGAGCCCGGAGAACAAGGCCCUCCUGGAGAACAUAAAGCAAGCAGUUCAAGGCAUCCAAGUGUAGCUUCGCAGUUGGGGUAAUGUGGGUCAUGUGAUGAGAAUCGAUAAGAAAGAAAAAAGAAACCCAUCGUGUAAAAAGUUCGGAUAACUAGUAUGAUUUUUUUUGCUGCUGUAAUUUAUUGUAUUAUUUGGCAUUCUUUAUGAUUCUGUUAUGCUUUUGACGAACAAAAAAAAUAUGACAUAACUUAUUUGUUGCCUUGCUUUAAGAUGAAGAUUACCAAUGGCAAAUGUUUUGAGGAACAUUCAUGUUUUGUACAUUUUUCAUAUGACCUGACAUAAUGUGAUGUACUGUUUAUAGCUGCUAAUGUAUGCACAUUUUAGUGUAUAUGUAUUUAUUAAUUGUAAACAAAAACCAUCCAUUAUUUUAAAUCUAAAGAGGUGCAGAGGGGAUACGCUGAGGGAAUGUAAGCUUUGAGCUUCUCUUUACGGAACUAAUGGGAACUAAUGUGAUGUGCAGGCUGUUCGAUGGGUGUACAGUGGUACAUUUUUGUGGUUCGAAUUUUGGGUACAUUUUGUAACGAUAUUGAGAAACAUUGUCUUUUGGUUCCAAAAUCAUAUUUAUAGUGGUCAGUGUGGGCACUCUAAUGCAGUACGUGUAACGUUUAAUUUGAGCUCGUUUGUUGAGUUUUUUCCCUCUUUUUUUUUUUAUUUAUUUUAUUUUAUUUCUUGUUUUAAUUCCCAAAAUAGAUGGAAAAUAGAACAAAAAAAAUUAUUGUGAAUGCAAACAUCAUGACACGGAAACUCACUGGUGUGUAAAUCCCAAGAAAUAUUUCACAAAUCCAUACAUCUCGAAAUGUAACGCCCGGCUGGUCGAGGCCAACAGAAAAAAAAAAUUCAAGGAGACAAUCCAACAUUAAUUCUUAAUUUAAUGAACGUAAAAUGUUAGUGGUAGUAUGAUAGAAUAUCAGCAAUAUAUGAUAACGAAUCAAUCAUUUAUUUAGAUAUGGGAUGCAAAAGUUUGGGUAUAUGCAAUUUCUUAUUCUUACCAUAGUAGAAAGCUGAUGAAUCUUUUUACUAAAUGUAAAGUAUUAAGUUUUAUAUAAAUCUUUUAAUACAGUCAUGUUUUAGGGUUUAAACAUGGGUGAUCAAGUCCAAAAGGAUGAAUGCAUUAUGGUUUACCAUUUCUCAUGUUCGAUUUUGCACAGGGACACCUUUGUUUCCAUGUUUUGGUGUUUUUAUUUGUUUCAGGAGACCAAGGAGGUGCCCAGACGUUUGAAUUGUGGGACGUUUUUUCUUUCUUUCUUUCUCUGAAGGAAGUGAAUCUGUUCGUUUAUCAGUGUGCUGGAUAUACAGGGUUAACGUCACCAUCCAUACUUCAUUGUGUCAUAGUAAUGGAGCACUUGUCUUGUAGAUUUUGUCCAAAAAAAAAGAAGAAAAGAAAUCAUGUAGAGAUUCAUCUGGUCAUGAGUGCACAACAAAUACGACUAUAUCAGCAAUGCAAACCCAACUCAAAUCAGUAUUAAAAGAGAUGGUAACCUGCGGUUCACGUUCAUUGCUUAUUUUUUACCUUCAUGAGAAAUCAGCGGCACUUUAAGCUCGUGGAAAUUGAAGCAGGAUGCAAUUUUGAUAAUUAAACGAUGAAACGGCGUGGCACGGGUCUAGAUUACAGUUUCUGUCGAUGAGAGGACCUGCUCAUAUUACUCCAUAUUAUCUUGACGACAUGUACAGUAAUGGUAUGGGGACCCCGCGUUCAUCUUCAUUCAGCGGAAGCUCAAAGCAUCAAGCUAAGUCAGACAUAGGGAUGAUUUUUUUCAGUGGUGUAGCCUAUUUAUCGAGCAUGAGUCUGUCGCAGUGAUUUUUAGCGUGAAAUGACUCUGGUUGAUGCUGAUGCUCAACGCGGGGCUUUGUUUCCAAAAUCUAUUAUUUUGUAUAAUUAAGGCUAGCAUGAGAGGACUUGGAAAUGGUGCUAGUCACUCUUAUUUAUGGUUCUGUAAUACCCAGACAUCUCCUCCCCGACCACAUUUCUCUCUCUCUCUCUCUCUUCAAAAGCUUUGUGUAUGCAGCUUAUUUCCAAGAUAGUAACGCUUUUAACACACUGAUAGCAAAAUACAAUAUCCUCUCAUCCACUAUCAUAACUGAUUUGACAGGAAAAAGGAUUUUAAGCACAAUUCCGCUGCUCAUUUUCAGUUGGCACACAUUGUACUAUCUACUUCAAAAGGUUAUCUGUGACUAUUUAAAUAGAAAACUCUAUCAAUGGUGUCACAUGCUUGAAUGCAGAAUACUUUUCUUAUUAAUAAUUGUGAACUCAUCAGGUUACAAGUUUCCAUUUCAAAUGGAUUUUAAUUAACCAUUUUAAACCAGGAUUUUUCUAUUUAAAAAAAAAGAAAGAAAAGAAGCAUAGCUUUCUUAAUGUCUCUUGCUCUCUUCCUCUAUCCUUUACCUAUAUCUUUUUUCUCUCUCAGUUUGUUUUUCAACCACAUGGCAUGAUUUCCGUUGGUAUGAUACUUUUUUUGCUCUUAGUGUUUAAGAUCACAAGUUGCAGUGAUAUUUCAUUUUGAAAUUGUGAACUUUGUACAAUUUUUAUCAUGCUGGUGUUGACAUCUCUUACUCAAUAAAAAUUGUGUUGCCACAUUA
Danio aesculapii is the source of this 6666-nucleotide messenger RNA. It is a transcript of the gene myt1la, whose product is annotated as myelin transcription factor 1-like, a. Gene Ontology annotation, biological process: regulation of transcription by RNA polymerase II. NCBI's taxonomy places the organism in Eukaryota, Metazoa, Chordata, Actinopteri, Cypriniformes, Danionidae. Gene Ontology annotation, cellular component: nucleus. Bases 326 to 4096 code for a protein of 1256 amino acids. Gene Ontology annotation, molecular function: zinc ion binding; RNA polymerase II cis-regulatory region sequence-specific DNA binding; DNA-binding transcription factor activity, RNA polymerase II-specific. The record is from RefSeq and is a predicted model, not a curated record. The transcript is spliced from 23 exons.